Trichoderma virens Gv29-8 is the source of this 630-nucleotide messenger RNA. RefSeq lists its product as uncharacterized. Lineage: Eukaryota; Fungi; Ascomycota; Sordariomycetes; Hypocreales; Hypocreaceae. The record is from RefSeq and is a predicted model, not a curated record. The transcript is spliced from 4 exons. Bases 1 to 630 code for a protein of 209 amino acids.
AUGGCAAACAGUGCAAUUGACUUCUACUCUCACCGCGAUGGCCCUAACCCUUGGAAGAAUGUAAUUCUCUUCGAGGAAUUGCAAAUUCCUUACAAUGCUACUUACCUCACCUUUGGAGGGGCGAGUGGUGGUGUUGAGCACGAAGACUUUUUGAAGAAAAAUCCAGCUGGGCGUGUCCCAUGGAUCAAGGACCCUACAACUGGAAUUGAGUUGACAGAGUCCAACCUGAUCAGCGAAUAUUUAGUUGAUCAUUAUGAUACGAAGGGUAUCUUUAGCGUGGAGGGCGAGCAAAAUAAGCUUCUUGUCAAGCAAUGGCUCGGAUUUCAGGCGGCCUCCCAGGGACCAUUCUUUGCUCAGGCAACCUUAGUCAAAAGGACAAUCACCACUGUAGACCGCGCUCUCCGAGGCAAAGAGUACCUGGUUGGAGACAAGAUUACUCUGGCCGACCUGGCAUAUAUCCCUUGGGACCUGGCAUUGGACACUAUUCUAUUGGGCGAUGCAGAGGCUGCAACUGCCAAGGAGCGUAAGAAGUUGUGGCCUGACUGGUUUGCGUGGCAUAACAGGGUCUUGCAGCGCCCUUCAGUGCAGAAGAUGAUCGCCAUUCAGAAGAAGGUUCAAGGUAAAGAGUAA